ACCUAGCCAGACCCGUUUGGCAUCUCAGUACACCAACACUUCAGCCAGAAAUAUGGUGAAUUUUACAGUAGCUUUUGCGGUUUUCAUGCUAUGCGCUUUCGGCAUGACGGAGGCGGCCGUGUACAUUGGUGGCGGAUGUUAUGAUUGUAAUCCGCCCGGUGGUCAAGGGCCAGGCAUAUACACAGGCGGCGGUGGCCGCGGCAAUGGCGGCGGCGGUGGCCGCGGCAAUGGCGGCGGCGGCAGCUACUACAACCCUGGAGCCGGUGGCGGCGGCGGCAGCGGACGUCCGGUUUACUCGGGAAACUUUGGACCAAAUGGUUAUAAUGGGGGAGGUGGAGGCGGGCGCUAUAGCAACGGUGGCGGUGGCGGUGGCGGUGGCUACGGUGGGGGUGGUGGCUACGAUGAUGGUCUGACGCAAAUCAUAAGCGGCUAAAAUCAGCUUAGUUUUUAAAAAAAUAUCUGUACAUAAAUAAAAACAAAAACAAAUGUGA
Drosophila novamexicana is the source of this 491-nucleotide messenger RNA. RefSeq names its product glycine-rich cell wall structural protein (gene BomT3). The record is from RefSeq and is a predicted model, not a curated record. The coding region runs from base 53 to 433 and encodes 126 amino acids. The transcript has 2 exons. NCBI's taxonomy places the organism in Eukaryota, Metazoa, Arthropoda, Insecta, Diptera, Drosophilidae.